Danaus plexippus (monarch butterfly) is the source of this 1660-nucleotide messenger RNA. RefSeq lists its product as uncharacterized. Lineage: Eukaryota; Metazoa; Arthropoda; Insecta; Lepidoptera; Nymphalidae. Bases 93 to 1358 code for a protein of 421 amino acids. The transcript has 3 exons. The record is from RefSeq and is a predicted model, not a curated record.
AGUUUAGUUUAACUCCUUUAUUUCAGUGAAAUAAGUCAAUGGGAACAUUAAUUGUUUAGUUGUCAUAUAAAAAUGUUUACACAGCAAUAAAUAUGAGAGGAAGAUUGUUGAUUUUUAUUUUAUUUUCACUGUCUUUCAUAUCAAGAGGAAAAUCAUUAAAACAGGAACCAACCAAUGAUAAUGGAGACGACAUUAAAGUCAGAACAUCUGAAGGUGAUAGAGAUAAAGAAGCAUUGACUAUAUACUUUGAUAAAGACCGUGUUCUCAGCAUAAACGAAUUAAGAAAACUUUAUAAUCUCGAUGAAAGUCACAUCCCUGACAUUCAGAUCGGCAAAGAAUUAGAUAAAGCGUACGUAAAAAAGAUAAGAUUAAGAAAGAAUAAACCAAAACCAAUAAACGAAAGAGAGGACAAUGCGAAAGAAGAUAAGGUUUUAGAACGAAGUGUGCCCGAAAACGUUGAUACAAAAAAUAUUGAAACAGAUAACACGGGAUUGGAAUCUAGAAUUUCUGAUACAGAAGAAAAAAUCGACUUAGAAGAAUUAUCUGCUGAUGUAAACGAACGUACAGCAACCACUGAUACAAAUUUUGAAGAGACAGAAAAAAGUGCUGAGGCGGAAGAAAAUUAUGAAAAUGAUUCCGAUUAUUCUGAAUACACAGUGCGUACUGAUGAAUAUUCCAAAACAAGUCAACCUAACCAAGAACCGACCACUGUUUUUUCUGAUUACGUAACGCCACCAACUGGAAAAGCCAAUGCUCCGCGUUUUGGCACAGAAUUUGUAGAAAGAACUGCAAACUCAGUUAAGGAUGUCCUAGCCGGUUAUCAGGAUAUAGUGCCAGAAAUCGAAAAAACAAACGCAUUUAUCGGAACCGGUGAUAUAGGAAUAGUGAAUGGGUACUUGCGUGCUUUGGAAUCUGCUAAGUCAGUGGAAAAUUUACGUCGUAUGUAUCCGCCCAGAAGAAUUCCUACAAAGGGAACACCGAGUUAUUUGAGAAGCGCCGAACCAUUAAAUGAACCAGAACAAGAGGAAGGUAAAGAAGAUUCCCAAGAUGAACAGUUAGAAGUUAAAAAAAAAGAUUUCCCCGCCCUUUCUCCUGGUAACCAAUAUCCUUAUACGCCACCCCUUAAAGGAAAUCCAUUUCAGAUUUUAAGGAGCCCAAUGCCGCCCAAACCCAAACCACUUACAAAUAUUUUGUUACCAAAAUUGCGUCAAGCCUAUGAACAGCCUACAAUCCCCUUUUAUAAUCGCUUCAAAUCUGGAGACGGUUUCCAAAACUAUGGCAGAAUUGUUCCUUAUUAUUCCUCAUAUGGUUCUUAUAUAUCACCUACACGCCUAUAUAAUUUUAGCAGAACAGGAUGAUAUCCAGUUUGCAAGGACUGUUGAAAAAGUAAUAUAAAAUAUAAAGAUAAUAUCUGUUUUAUUUAAAACACCGAAUACUUGUUAAUUAAAUGUCAAUGUAAACUAUAAUUCUUAUCCUCAUGGUGUCUGCCAAAAGAGGAGAGUUACGUUUCAAACGGGAGAGUGUGUAAAUUUGUGUGGUACUAAAUUAAAUGCUAAGCUAACUGAAAACUGAAUUGACUAUGAGGCAGUGCCUUAUAACGCAUUAAUUAUCUAUUACAAAUUACGUGUUUAUUUGGUCUCAAUAAAGAAGUUUUAAUAAU